UAUCAAUGGAUCUCUCCCUGGAAGAUGUGAAAGAGUUGACCGAUCCUAAUAAGAUACAAGAGAUAUUUCUCAAACUUCGUGAACAGGAGGAAAAUGUCACAAAAGAUCUUGAUAGGCUGCUAAAGAAUCAAGCUCACCUUGAAACUAAAAUGAAGAAUCUCAAUCAGAUAUUGCCUCAGGUAGCUUCAAUUGAGAUAGGUUGUCAGUCCCUCCAUGAUAAAAUACACAGCACCAACCUAUUAGCUGAAAACGUCAGUCGCAAAGUGAGGCAGCUUGAUAUGGCAAAGGGCCAUGUUGAUAGCUGCAUACAACGAGUUAACGACAUCAUCAAUCUUACGAAGUGUGUUGAGGGAGUACAAGAAACCAUGGCUUCAGAUAACUAUGAAACUGCUGCCUCCCAUAUUUCCACAUACCUUCAGAUAGAUAAGAAGCUGAUCAGCAACAUUGACGAUGAUGUUGAUGGAUCGUUUGCUGUGCUAAAAGAUGCAGAACUAAGGUUCAUUAACAACCUCAAUAAUCGGUUUGAUACCGCUGUGAAGGAAAAUGAUGAAAAAGGAGUGGAAAGAUUUGCCAGACUUUAUCCUUUAGUGGGGAGAAAAGAGGAUGGUUUGUCAAAAUAUAGCAAGUUCCUGGCAAGCAAGGUAGCAAGCAAGGGACAGUUUCAUCUGACGAAUGCUCUUAAGACCUCGAAAGAUGAUAAGAGAUGGGGAGUGAUGUUUGCUGAUACCCUGACAAGACUAUUUGAGGACACUGCCCGGAUAGUUGAGGAUUGUCAGCUGGUUAUUGACUCUGCUUACGGAGGUGACUGCAUGUUCCAGGUGCUAUCGCCCGUACAGGAGGAGUGUAUCAGACAAGCGCGGAGCACUUUAAGCAACUUCCUACAGACACGCAACGUUAUUGAUAUAAGUUGUGUGGUGAACAGUAAGACCAGUGGGUUGCAGGGUAACAAGGAACAACCCCAACUGGAUCAGAUACUGGAGGAAAUGGUCAUUAUGAACAGCAGAGCUGAGCUUUACACCAACUUUAUCAAACGAAAAAUACAGCAGGAUGACACAGAGAACAAUAAUUGGGAGGGUAUUCGUGGUAUGAACGCUUUGCAGCAGGAAGCUAUGGGUCACUACAUUCUUCUAGAAACUCACUUUAUCAAGCAGAGCAUUCUUAAGGCAGCAUCAUUAGAGACAAGAAACAAGAAGUCUCUAGUGUCGAGUUUAGUGGACGACUCUUGUUAUCUUAUCCAGAAGAGCGUUAACAGAGCCAUCAGUUCCCGAAGUAUAGAUACUGCGUGUGCUAUGAUCAAUAAUGCUGCGUCAAGUCUAUCAUUAGAAGUUUGUAAUGAGCUGAUGUUUGUAGUAAAGAACGGCUAUCCUAACGCUCUGAGUUACUCCUGGCAGCAGGGGAGUGAUGAACAAGUUCUUGAGCAGAAGGAGAAGUUUCUAACUGCCACCAAUAACUUGCACGCUACUGCAGAUAAUGUCAACAAACUCAAGCGGGGGUUUGAGAUGAAGUGUGAAAAGAGUUAUGGUUCCGACACUGCGGCUCUUGAGAAGCUGAUGAGUUGUAUUUCUGGUUUUAGUGACGUCACUUCUGACUUCAGGGAGGGGUUGAAACGGGCUGAGCAGACACUGUGUAAAGCUGCUGUCUUUCCUAAAAUCCACCCUGUUAUUGCUGAGUUUGCUAGCAGCAGUCACAUCAUCACAGAGGAUCAACUGUACAUGUUGGAAGUAGAAGACCCCUGGUUACAAGAAAUAGUGAAGGUGGUUGAUGAGGUCAUAUUGCCCCUCAAGCAGCUCCUACAUCAGUCUAUAUACGACAGUGUCCUGAAGAUUUCUAUAACUGAGAUGACGGAGUAUUUAGAGAAACUAGCUCUGACUUGCUCUUACAAUCAACUGGGAGGAUUACUUCUUGAUAAGAGAUUGAGAUCCUUAGUUACCUUCCUCUCUGGGAUUACACAGUGGAGUAUUCGUGAUAAGUUCGCGAGGUUAACCCAGAUUUGCCUGAUUCUAUCUGUUGAGCGCUUGUCUGAGGUAGAAGAGUACACUUCCAGUUCUGCUAAAUGUUGUUUGAGUAUCACUGAAAUUAAACAAUGCCUCAGGCUUAGAAACGAUUUUAAGAAAGAUGACAUCAACAAUAUUGUUUGUGAUUAGGUUAUCACUCGGGGACAGAUAAGAUUUGGUACUUAAACUUUUGCUUUGGUAUUUUUGCAUGGAAUAAAAUGUCUAAAUUUGUUUUGUUUUUCUUUUCUUUGACCAGUUUAUGUUUGAGAUGUAAUUUUCACUAAAUAGUAGAUUAUUUAACGAA
Bolinopsis microptera is the source of this 2298-nucleotide messenger RNA. Its product is annotated as conserved oligomeric Golgi complex subunit 4-like. Bases 6 to 2144 code for a protein of 712 amino acids. The transcript has 13 exons. Gene Ontology annotation, cellular component: COG complex. Lineage: Eukaryota; Metazoa; Ctenophora; Tentaculata; Lobata; Bolinopsidae. Gene Ontology annotation, biological process: Golgi organization; retrograde vesicle-mediated transport, Golgi to endoplasmic reticulum. The record is from RefSeq and is a predicted model, not a curated record.